Messenger RNA from Penicillium malachiteum, 489 nucleotides. Its product is annotated as putative nuclear transport factor 2 domain protein. Bases 1 to 489 code for a protein of 162 amino acids. Gene Ontology annotation, cellular component: nuclear pore central transport channel. The record is from RefSeq and is a predicted model, not a curated record. Gene Ontology annotation, biological process: protein import into nucleus. The transcript is spliced from 2 exons. NCBI's taxonomy places the organism in Eukaryota, Fungi, Ascomycota, Eurotiomycetes, Eurotiales, Aspergillaceae.
AUGGCUUCGAAGAGAGAAGACCAGCUGACCAAAGUGUCCGUUGAUGCUGCUAUCGCGCACGUUCAAGCCUUUUAUGGAGCUCUCAACUCAAACCGCGAAUUUAUUGCUACCUUUUACGCGCCAACUACCUCUUCGAUCGUAUUCAACGGCAACCCUGUGGCAGAUGGCCCUGCUGUCCAGGACAUCUUCGUGAACCAAAUGCCCAAGUCGCACUAUGAAGCCCAAUCUUUCGACAGCCAGAUCAUCAACCAAGCCUACCCGACUGUUACACCCACUGGUGUCAAGCCAGCUACUGAGAUGACCGCCAAAGACAUGUCACUUCUUCUCAUUGUCAGUGGGUAUGUGCGGUAUGGCGAGGGCCGCGAGCAGCCUCAGCGUGGCUUCAGUGAGACUUUCGUCCUUGUGCCGAACCCGUCUAAACCCACGGACCGAAACAAGCGUCACCACGAAUGGUUGAUCCAGAGUGAAAACUUCCGACUUGUUGUCUGA